Molecule: messenger RNA, 451 nt
Organism: Paramuricea clavata
Lineage: Eukaryota; Metazoa; Cnidaria; Anthozoa; Malacalcyonacea; Plexauridae
Source: the annotation of a GenBank genome assembly
AUGUAUCCUCAAUUCCUGACGAGGCAGGUUGUUAAAGAUUUGGAGGGCUACCUCACUGGAAUAAGGAAUGGAAAGGGUCCUCAAGAGAGAGCAAAAUUGUUUGCCACUGCAGGGAACAAAGGUCAUAAGGAACUCAUCUGGAAUUGCCCAAUGGGGCACUUCACAGAUUCACAACGCGACCUGGUUGCUGAUACGCUGAACCACCAUCAAGUAGACUAUGCCACAGCUGAAGAACUCUUCAAUUAUGACGUGUACCAGGUUAGUUGCAUGUGCUCAUAUGUUAAUCGGUGUAUAAACGAGUAACAGAAAAUGUGUUUUCAAAUUGUAUUUAUAUGUUGUUGCCGGAAAUAAACAAUAUGUAGUUAAUUGUAUUAUGUAGUUAAUUGUAUUAUUAAAUACCUUCUUCCUCUGUGGUGGACUGGACAGUGGUUGCGUCUGCCCUUUUCGUUAG